Molecule: messenger RNA, 1919 nt
Organism: Anoplopoma fimbria (sablefish)
Lineage: Eukaryota; Metazoa; Chordata; Actinopteri; Perciformes; Anoplopomatidae
Gene: adra2b
Product: adrenoceptor alpha 2B
Biological process (GO): adenylate cyclase-activating adrenergic receptor signaling pathway
Cellular component (GO): membrane
Molecular function (GO): G protein-coupled receptor activity
Source: RefSeq, a predicted model, not a curated record
UUUAAAUUGAAAAGCAGUGAUCCGUGUCUUGACGCAUUACCCGGGACCGUGUUGCCGUCUUAAAAUGGACUUGAGAGAGCUGCCGUGGAGGAUGCAAGAGAGCCACCGUUUGGAAACAACACAGGGACCAAACGAGAGCGACUGAGACUGGAAAACCUAAUGGCCUCGGUUCUGGAGAACGGCUGCUCCAUGGAGCUGAGCGGCUGGAACAGCAGCAGCUUGAGCAUCUCCGGAGCCUCCGUGCCCUGCAACAAGAGCAUCCUGAAGCCGGCUCCUUACUCCCCCGAAGCCACGGCGGCCUUCGCCACCGCCAUAACCCUGAUGGUCCUCUUCACCAUCGUGGGGAACAUCAUGGUCAUCAUCGCGGUGCUGACCAGCCGGGCUCUCCGAGGCCCGCAGAAUCUGUUCCUGGUGUCUCUGGCCGCUGCGGACAUCCUGGUGGCCACACUCAUCAUCCCCUUCUCCCUGGCCAACGAGCUGCUCGGCUACUGGUACUUCAAGUCCCUGUGGUGCGAGAUCUACCUGGCGCUGGACGUGCUGUUCUGCACCUCCUCCAUCGUGCACCUGUGCGCCAUCUCGCUGGACCGCUACCUGUCGAUUUCCCGGGUGACGUACGGCCGCCAGCGGACUCCCAAACGCAUCAAGGCCGCCAUCGUGGUGGUGUGGCUCAUCUCCGCCAUCAUCUCCUUCCCGCCGCUGCUCUCUUUGAACAAGAGCGAGGCAGGGGAGGAGGGCAGCGAGAGGGGCCCUCAGUGCCAGCUGAACAACGAGCGCUGGUACAUCCUCUACUCCACCAUCGGCUCCUUCUUCGCGCCGUGCCUCAUCAUGAUCCUGGUCUACGUGAGGAUCUACCAGAUCGCCAAGCAGAGGACGCUGCCCGCCGGGGAGCCCCGGAAGGACGGGGUGGGCUCGGCCACGCCGGGUCAGCCUCCGCGACGCCUGCAGGCCAACGGGAAGGACGACGAAGAGAGCACGCCCCCUUCGUCUAACAAAACCUCCAACACCAGACCCCCCACCCUCGCCAUCACCCCAUCCCCUCACCCAGGAGACACUCAAGCCACCCACAACCCCACCUCCAAUAACCUGCUGCAACCCCCGUCCCCUUCUCUCGCGAUGACCCCUGUCACGACCUCCCUUGACACCUCUCCUCACGGGCCCUCCAGCCCCCCCUCAGAGCCCCAGUCCGCCCCUGCCAAGACUAAAGAGAAGGGGAAGAAGGGGAAGAAGCAGGGCUGGAAAAAAGCCGACAACAACAACGGCGACAGCUCGAGCACGGAGAGCGACAUGGAGCACAGCCACGGAGGACACCGGGGCAGCGCCAGCAUGCCGGGGUCACCGGGCGGGGUCCUCCCGGCGUCGGUCAAGCGCUACCGGGAUAUGAUCGCCACCUCCAAGGGGGCUCGGCUGGUGCCUGGGAGGAAGUCCCAAACGGACAACAACCCCGGGGCGGCGAGGCGCAAAGCGAUGGUGAACCGGGAGAAGCGUUUCACGUUCGUCCUGGCGGUGGUCAUAGGGGUCUUCGUGGUGUGCUGGUUCCCGUUCUUCUUCUCCUACUCUCUACAGGCGGUGUGCCCGGAUACGUGCGCCAUCCCCGGGCCCCUCUUCACGUUUUUUUUCUGGAUCGGCUACUGCAACUCCUCGCUCAACCCAGUCAUAUACACCAUCUUCAACAAAGACUUCAGAAAGGCCUUCAAAAAGAUAGUGUGCAGAACCACCAAGGGUACCUUCUUUUAGCAGACCAAUCCGCUCUUAAAGGACAUGGACACGAACUGACACACCCAAAAAAAUGCAAUUUUUGAGGCAUAUAAAAAAAAAAAGAGAAAUCAUUUCCAUUUUCAGAACAAUCAAAGGGCUGUUCAAAAACCUGGCGAUCUGUGGAAAUUUGGGGGUAAAAUUCAGAACUGAGAGACUCUUUUUUU